Zophobas morio is the source of this 1583-nucleotide messenger RNA. RefSeq lists its product as uncharacterized. NCBI's taxonomy places the organism in Eukaryota, Metazoa, Arthropoda, Insecta, Coleoptera, Tenebrionidae. The transcript is spliced from 11 exons. Gene Ontology annotation, molecular function: protein binding. Bases 65 to 1168 code for a protein of 367 amino acids. The record is from RefSeq and is a predicted model, not a curated record.
GUCCGUAAAUAGUGGGUUUAAAUUUUUAUUAACGGUUUAAGCUAAUAGAAUUCUUUCUUCACAAAUGGCCUAUUCUUCUAGAGAUCGAGAUUUCUCAAGUCGGGCGCGGGAGCAUGAUCAUUCUUUUGAGUAUCCUCGAGGGCAUGAUAAUUGGGAUCUCGAGCGAGAAAAGGAGUACUUUCGUGAUCGAGAUAAAAAAAUUUACCACGAGAAAGGCCAUUCUUCUUCAGACCAUGUUUCUAAAAGCAGACCAACCUUAGCCAAUAAUCGGGGAAGCUUUGUUAACGUUUCCAGCUCAUAUACGUCCAGAGCCAAUGUUAGCUCGCAGAAUUAUGAACAAAAUUUUUCGACUUCCCAAAGCCGUCCUUCGAUGAAGCCUUCGUCGGAUACCACCGCACAGCCUAAUAAUACUUUCCGAGCCAGCGAGCAAGCAACUCAAGAAGAGUUGCCUCCCGGUUGGAAAUCUGCAAGUGAUCCGCAAGGAAGAAUUUAUUAUUAUCAUUCUCAGCAUCGGAUUCCUCAGUGGAAUAGACCCGAAUGGUCUAAAAGGAACGCCUCAACUCACCGAGGAAGCACCAACUCAUUUGCUACUAUAUCCCCUGCAGCCUCUGUUAUGCCUAAUGAUGAUAAUACUAAUCUCAUCUGCAUUAACAAAGAUAACACUUCCGUUUAUAAUAAUAAUACGAUAGCAAACGAUAAUAAUAGUGUAACUAAAAGGCAUGAAAUGCACCUACCAUCCUUUUGGGAUAAUAGCAAAGUUUCUUAUGUUAGUAAUAGUAAUAAUAAAAAUAAUUUAAAUAACUUAAAUAAUAAUAUGAAUAAUAAUGGUAGCUAUAAUAAUACCAGUAAUGCCGCGUUUGCAGCUUCCUUUAACAACCAGCAACCCCAGUUUAUAGAAAUUGGAGGUGUGAAAGUGGAGGUCCCCCCGUUGGGUGGCAGUCACGUGGUUGAAGCAAACCAGCAGAAAGUGGAAAGCUCUGCGGUUGAAAAAGAAACUGUGCCUUCUGCAGCACAUCCAGAUAAUUCUAAGAUUGAGUUUAUAGAUGCUAAACGGAAGCUUCCCGUUGAAUAUAGAAAUGAGAUUUCCAAUUGUGUUAGAAAAUGUUUAGAAAAAUAUUAUGAUGAACGUUGCAAAGUAGGAAGAAUCACUUCUAAAGAAGAUUUUUAAGCGGCUUGCAAGAAGACUUUCGCAUAUUCUUAUGGAAAAGCACGCCAAAUACGAGCCCUCUCCAGUUUGGACAGCAGAAGUUGAGCAAAAAACUAAAAUUUGGAUAAAAAAUCACAUGCAGCAAUACGGCGCCGUUUUUAAAUAAAUGAACUGAAACCAAUCUGUUAAUAGUAUUUCCUUUUCAAAAUUUAUUGCUCCUUAAAGAAUGAAUUAAUUUGAAACCGUUUUGAACGAGAUUCUUUUGGAAAGAAAUAAGUUCAGAGUUUAAAGGCCCGCUAACAGAAUGGUCUAUUGCCUUAGCCAUUGAUACAUGAAGUAACCUUCUCAAGAUUUUAUAAGUAUUUGGACUGUUAUAAAUAAAGAUUUAAAACAUAUUAUGAAGGUAUAUAACUUACAGAAUUUGUAAAAGUUAACC